This is a messenger RNA of Loa loa (African eye worm), 746 nucleotides long. RefSeq lists its product as hypothetical. The record is from RefSeq and is a predicted model, not a curated record. Bases 9 to 368 code for a protein of 119 amino acids. Lineage: Eukaryota; Metazoa; Nematoda; Chromadorea; Rhabditida; Onchocercidae. Gene Ontology annotation, biological process: SRP-dependent cotranslational protein targeting to membrane. Gene Ontology annotation, cellular component: signal recognition particle, endoplasmic reticulum targeting. The transcript is spliced from 3 exons. Gene Ontology annotation, molecular function: 7S RNA binding; endoplasmic reticulum signal sequence receptor activity.
AAUUACAGAUGACUUUAUUGGACAACGAUCAUUUCCUAGUAGAAUUGGCAAAAUUAUUUCAAAAAUGUCGAACUUCUACUCAACGCAUAACUAUCACGCUGAAACAUUAUGAUGGGAGGACGAAACCUUAUCCAAGAAAUGAAGCACAGCAGUCGCUAAAAGGCGAAGAUCUUUGUCUAUUUCGAGUAAAACUUGGUAACAGGAAAAUUAGUACUGUGGUCCAUGCAAAAGAAGUGAAUAAAUUCCAGUUGGCAUAUGCUGGUAUCUUGAAAGCAAAUAUGGAUAAUUUGAAGAAACGUGAGCGGAAAACAGCAAUGGAAACGAAGAUUAAAUCAAUAAGUGUUUCAAAAAGUGCGGUAAAGAUUUAAUUAACGCGUGUAAAUUUCGGCACUAUAAUUUCGAGUCGUAUACAUUUCUUUGUUUCUGGGCGAAUCAUCUAAAUUAUCUAGUUUCUUGGCAUAUAAUAAAAUUUUUGUUGGCGUAGUUGAUGCUUAAAAAUUUAGCACUUUCUUAAAGUCUUGUCACUAAGUAUUAUUUUUUGCAUCUUUUCGUUUCUGUAACUGUUCAGUAAUCUGUAUGAUAUUAUAGAAUAACCAUUUUGCUAAGAGAGUGCCACUGCAUUAGUGUUUUCAUAGCAGAGCAGAUAGGGCUAGAUUGAUGGUCUUCGUGACAACUAGAACGAGCAUUUCUUCCUGAUUCUUCCUUAUAAGUCAUUGUCUCCUAUAUUAUGCCCAGCCUUAUUUGGU